AUGACUUUCUUUCUUCUGUUUAUAAUUGUAAUAGAUGUUGGACACUUUGACUCCAAAUAUGUUAUACAGAAACGCAGUGAUUUUUUGCAAAAGGCAAAACUAUGUGUUCGAAGAAUUGUGGAGAGGAGGAUAUUUACCAGUGGUAAAGAUGAAAUUGGGUUGAUUGUACUUGGUUCUGACAAGACACAGAAUCCACUUGAUUACCCAAAUGUUAGUGUGGAAUUUCCUCUUGCACUACCUACAUGGCAGAUGAUAUCCUUUGUGGAGAAAUCUUUUCAUGAAAAUGAAAUAAAAAGAGAUUGGAUAGAUGGUGUUGUUGUUGGCAUGCAAGUCUUGAAAGAUGAGCUAGAUUUCUUUAGAAUAAUUUGCUGUUUCACGGGUGCUUUGAAGGAAAUAAAAGAUCUCGAAAGUGUCUUAAUGACAACCGAUGGCCUCAUGUUGGCAAGACAGCUGGUUGCCUUGCAGAGGGCAGGGCUUGACGGUCUGAACAUCAGCUUAGACACCCUGCAGUCCCAACGCUACAACCAGAUCACGAGGAGGAAAGGCUGGGAGCGUGUCAUGGUUGGCAUAGAUCUAGCCUUGCAACUUGAAUACGACCCUGUGAAGAUAAAUUGUGUUUUAAUGCGAGGUUUUAAUGAAGAUGAAGUGUGCAGUUUUGUGGAGUUAACAAAAGAGAAAAAUGUUGAUGUAAGAUUUAUCGAGUACAUGCCUUUCAGCGGCAACAAAUGGAAUGAUGGGAAGAUGGUCUCAUUUAGUGAAAUGGUCCAAAUAAUUAGAAAGCAGUGGCCUAAUUUUGAUCCUCUGCCCAAUGGGCCCAAUGAUACCUCAAAGGCAUGCCAUGUCCCGGGCUUCAAGGGACGUGUGGGAUUUAUUACCUCAAUGAGUGAACACUUCUGUGGCACGUGCAACCGUUUACAGAUAACAGCUGAUGGCAAUUUGGAGGUGUGUCUCUUUGGGUAUUCAGAGAUAUCUCUCAGAGAUGCAAUACGAAGCAAAUGCAGUGAGGAUGACUUGCUUGCCAUGAUUGGGGCAGCAGUGAGAAGAAAGAAGAAACAACAUGGAGGCAUGCUGAACCCGUCAAAGAUGAAGAAUCGGCCAAUGAUUCUUAUUGGAGGAUCUGAGGACUUUCUUGAUCUCAGGCACAUCCUAUGUGGAGCAGCUGCAGUCACUACUGUGCUCCUUUUUGCCAUAGAGGGUGGAUCUCCUGUUGGUGAGGUUUCUACACUGUCGGCUUGUACACUUGAUCCUGUGGGGGUUGGUGUUGCUGUUUCUGCUAUUGAUGACUGUUCUUCCUCCUUAAAUGCUGCUGCUUCACAAGAUUUAUCAAGAGUGGUGAUAACAUCAAUUUGUGACAGUAAAUCUUUGUCAUGUGCAAUCUAUAAUACUGUUGUUCCAUUUGUAAUAAACAAUUUCUUUGAUGCUGUUUUCCCAAAUAAGCCUAAAUUUUACUGUUAUUCACAUGGACAGAGGCAGAGUGGCCCUGAACUUGAUGGCUGUAGUGAUGUCGUGAAGGCACAAAGUUGGAAGUUGUUAAACCUUCAGAAACAAGAUUUUCAAAAGUACUUCUUCUCAGAUACCAAUAUUUCGCCCCUGUUUGUGUCGGAUACACAGACGUCUCAGUUGUUGUCACGUAAUUUGAGUGUAGUGACUGAAUCUAGAAAACAGUUUCUUUUGCUUCCCUGUGCCCCAAGCAUUAUGUGCAAUGCAGGACUCCUAACAAAACAAACACACAGAGCACAGCCCUCUGUCUUCUCUUGCCGUUUCUGCAGUUUGGGAGCACAGUCCGAAAGUCGGACUCAUGUUGACCGGUCUGGCAGGGCGAAAAUGGUCAACGUGGGUUCGAAGCUGGUGACAGAACGGACUGCUACAGCACGAGCAAAGGUUUUUGUGGGACCCGAACUGAUGAAACAAAUACGAGAAAAUGGCCUGAAGGUACUUAGCGUUGCUCGCCUGGCGGGAAUUGUGGGGUCCAAGCAGACGUCCAGCCUUAUCCCUCUGUGUCAUAACAUCUCUUUAUCCUCUGUGGCUGUGGACAUUGAACUGGACUCUGCUCUCAACUGUGUGAUUAUAACUGGCACGGCAAAGUGUAGAGGGCAGACGGGCAUAAAGAUGGAAGCUCUCGCUGCUGUAUCGGUGUCUGCCUUAACAGUGUACGAUAUGUGCAAAGCUGUGAGUCAUGACAUUGUGAUAUCUGAAAUAAUGCUUCUGGCCAAAAGUGGGGGAACUAGAGGAGACUUCCACCGGACAUGA
Schistocerca americana (American grasshopper) is the source of this 2250-nucleotide messenger RNA. RefSeq lists its product as uncharacterized. The coding region runs from base 1 to 2250 and encodes 749 amino acids. The record is from RefSeq and is a predicted model, not a curated record. Gene Ontology annotation, molecular function: cyclic pyranopterin monophosphate synthase activity; GTP 3',8'-cyclase activity; 4 iron, 4 sulfur cluster binding. The transcript has 10 exons. Gene Ontology annotation, biological process: Mo-molybdopterin cofactor biosynthetic process. NCBI's taxonomy places the organism in Eukaryota, Metazoa, Arthropoda, Insecta, Orthoptera, Acrididae.